Molecule: messenger RNA, 3186 nt
Organism: Pogona vitticeps (central bearded dragon)
Lineage: Eukaryota; Metazoa; Chordata; Lepidosauria; Squamata; Agamidae
Gene: PYGM
Product: glycogen phosphorylase, muscle associated
Biological process (GO): glycogen catabolic process
Cellular component (GO): cytoplasm
Molecular function (GO): glycogen phosphorylase activity; pyridoxal phosphate binding
Source: RefSeq, a predicted model, not a curated record
GUUGGCGCACCGUCCCUUCCCGUCCCGGGCGAGCCAGCCAGCCCUCCAGCCCAGCCAGCAGCCCCUCCAGCCCCCGUCCUAGCCGGAGCCUCCCCGCCACCAUGUCUCGGCCGCUGACGGACGCGGAGAAGCGCAAGCAGAUCAGCGUGCGCGGCUUGGCCGGCGUGGAGAACGUGGCCGACCUGAAGAAGAACUUCAACCGGCACCUCCACUUCACGCUGGUCAAGGACCGCAACGUGGCCACCCCGCGCGACUACUACUUCGCCCUGGCCCACACCGUCCGCGACCACCUGGUCGGCCGCUGGAUCCGCACCCAGCAGCAUUACUACGAGAAGGACCCCAAGCGCAUCUACUACCUCUCUUUGGAGUUCUACAUGGGGCGAACUCUACAAAACACAAUGGUCAACCUGGCCCUUCAGAAUGCCUGCGACGAAGCUGUUUACCAGUUAGGUCUGGAUAUGGAGGAGUUGCAGGAGAUCGAGGAAGACGCCGGGUUGGGCAACGGAGGUCUGGGACGCCUGGCAGCUUGCUUCCUGGACUCCAUGGCGACUCUGGGUCUGGCAGCUUACGGCUACGGGAUCCGCUAUGAGUUUGGCAUCUUCAACCAGAAGAUCUGCGGGGGCUGGCAGGUGGAGGAGGCGGAUGACUGGCUGCGCUAUGGCAACCCCUGGGAGAAAGGACGCCCCGAGUACAUGAUCCCUGUGCACUUCUAUGGGCAUGUGCAGCACGACCCGGAUGGGGUGAAGUGGGUUGACACCAGGAUGGUCCUCGCCCUCCCUUACGACACCCCUGUUCCUGGAUAUCGCAACAACAUAGUGAACACCAUGAGGCUGUGGUCUGCCCGGGCUCCCAACGAGUUCAACCUGAAGGACUUUAACGUUGGUGGCUACAUCCAGGCGGUGCUGGACAGAAACUUGGCAGAGAACAUUUCUCGCGUGCUGUACCCCAACGAUAACUUCUUUGAAGGCAAAGAGCUGCGCCUGAAGCAGGAGUACUUUGUCGUGGCUGCUACUCUCCAGGACAUCAUCCGUCGCUUCAAGUCCUCCAAGUUUGGCAGCCGGGAUCCCGUCCGCACCUCUUACGAUGCCUUUCCGGACAAGGUUGCGAUCCAACUCAACGACACCCACCCUUCGUUGGCCAUCCCAGAACUCAUGCGGAUCCUGGUGGAUAUUGAGAAGCUGGAUUGGGACAAGGCGUGGGAUAUCACCGUCCGGACCUGUGCCUACACCAACCACACGGUGCUGCCUGAAGCGCUGGAGCGCUGGCCUGUCCACCUCUUCGAGACCCUCCUGCCUCGUCACCUGGAAAUCAUCUACGAGAUCAACCAACGCUUCCUUGAUAAAGUCUACGCCAAGUUCCCCGGAGACCUUGACCGUCUGCGCCGCAUGUCCAUGGUGGAGGAAGGCAGCGUGAAGCGAAUCAACAUGGCCCACCUUUGCAUCGUGGGCUCCCACGCGGUCAACGGGGUGGCCCGCAUCCACUCUGACAUCCUGAAGGCUACUGUCUUUAAAGACUUUUAUGAGUUCGAACCCCACAAGUUCCAGAACAAAACCAAUGGCAUUACCCCACGCCGGUGGCUCGUUCUUUGCAACCCGGGGCUGGCCGAGGUCAUUGCGGAGCGUAUUGGAGAAGAUUACAUCUCGGACCUGGAUCAGCUGAAGAAGCUCCUAAACUUUGUGGACGAUGAAAGCUUCAUCCGGGAUGUGGCAAAAGUCAAGCAGGAGAACAAGCUGAAGUUUGCAGCCUACCUGGAGAAGGAGUACAAGGUGAAAAUCAACCCAAACUCCCUGUUCGACAUCCAGGUGAAGAGGAUCCAUGAGUACAAGCGGCAGCUGCUCAACUGCCUUCACGUCAUCACCUUGUACAACCGGAUCAAGAGGGAGCCCAACAAGCAUUUUGUGCCCCGGACGGUCAUGAUUGGAGGCAAAGCGGCCCCCGGCUACCACAUGGCCAAGAUGAUCAUCAAGCUGAUCACCUCCAUUGGCGACGUCGUCAACCACGAUCCAGUCAUUGGCGACCGCCUCAAGAUGAUCUUCUUGGAGAACUACCGCGUCUCGCUGGCGGAAAAAAUUGUUCCCGCAGCUGACCUCUCCGAGCAGAUUUCCACAGCCGGCACUGAGGCCUCCGGGACGGGCAACAUGAAGUUCAUGCUGAACGGGGCGCUCACCAUUGGCACCAUGGACGGGGCCAACGUGGAGAUGGCGGAGGAGGCUGGCGAAGGGAACCUCUUCAUUUUCGGCAUGCGGGUGGAGGACGUGGAAGAGCUUGACAGGAAAGGCUACUGUGCCAAGGAUUACUACGACCAUAUUCCUGAACUGAAGCAGGUCAUGGACCAGCUGAGCAGCGGCUUCUUUUCCCCCAAACAGCCUGACCUCUUCAAGGACAUUGUCAACAUGCUGAUGUACCAUGACCGGUUCAAAGUCUUUGCUGAUUACGAGGCAUACAUAAAAUGUCAAGAGAAGGUCAGCAUGCUUUACAAGAAUACCAAGGAAUGGACCAAGAUGGUCAUCAGGAACAUCGCCGGUUCCGGAAAGUUCUCCAGUGACCGCACCAUCGCUCAAUACGCCCGCGAGAUCUGGGGCGUGGAACCCAGCCGCGCGAAGCUCGCUGCCCCCGAUGAACUUCGGGAGUGAGUUGCCCAUUGCGGUCGCUUGUCUGCCCCCCCCCUUGCGUCACGAGAAUCCAACAACGGGGCAGUGCAAAUCCAUGGGGGUUUCUACACACACACACACACCACAGUUUGCCUAUCACUCAAGCAGGGGAGAGGGUGCCCCACAUCCUUCUCCUUUCCUGGCCCCACCUAUUUUUCUGGCUCUUGCUCUUUAUUUAUCACGGGCGCCCCCCCUCCUCCCCCUGUAACUCACCGCGGCUUUUUAAUACGGAUUUACCAUCGUGCCCUGCUUUUAUUACACUCCCUUGGGCUUCUUUCAAGAGUUUGACAACCACUUCCCCGUUUUUUUCAAGAGGGGCUCCGUCCUUCCAUCCCAUAUAUAUUUUUUUUCCUAAAUUCUGAAGGGAUGCGCUGCUGGACGGGGAAGGCAGAUUUUAUAUUCUCGUUUGUGAAGGCGGCGCCGGGUCUGUUUUAUCAAAGAGGGGGGGACACUGGGAGGAAAGGGGCCUCCAGCCCGAAAGGGGAAGAAGAGACGCCCGCAUCCACACGAAAACAAAUAAAUGGUUUUAAAACUA